Molecule: messenger RNA, 1557 nt
Organism: Pisolithus orientalis
Lineage: Eukaryota; Fungi; Basidiomycota; Agaricomycetes; Boletales; Pisolithaceae
Exons: 8
Coding region: 1-1557 (518 amino acids)
Source: RefSeq, a predicted model, not a curated record
AUGGAGGUCAGGCAGGUUAUCCAAGGUGCUGCCAAAGCGAAGCCAGUCAGACCAAGACAGGCACCUGCAAGUAGAGAUCCUGGCCAGGAAAUCAGCCCUCCUGUUGUGACAGAGACCAAACAGGCAAUCCAAGUCACUGCCAAAGCAAAGUCAGUCAGACCAAGAUGGGGGCCUGUCAGCCUUCAAGGAAAACCUGGAAAUAUAGUUUUCCAACCUUGUGGUGAAGUUGAAGUUGCUGAUAUGGAAGUCAACACUCACCAGGUAACUGCUCCUGCUAUUGCAGACUAUACAAGCAACAAGCCACAGAGUGGGAGAACAGCUAGCCACAUGCUGAGAAGGCAAGGUCCAUCAUUGGGUCAAGGACAUCCCAACUGGGCUGAUGCCAUGAUCCAACAGACUACCAACUUCCAUCCCUUCUUUGACAAGCAGAGCUACUACUGCUGUCAACUCCAAUACAAGCCUAGCAUACCAGGAUCAGUCAUCUUCAACAUCUUCAAUCAGGGAAAGAUGCCUGCACCAACCCACUGCAUGGAUGAAGAGGAAUUAGAAGACCAACCAGCUUUCUCUGUCAAGGUCAUAGGUCAUGACAAAUUCAAGGUGGUUGUGAGCAUGGCUAAUGAUAUAGAGAGCAACAAUGAAUUCAAUCAGCUCAUUUUCAAGGAGGUGCAGACCAGCUCGAAGCACAAGUAUUCAGAUCAUGACAAUGCCAACUAUGUUACCUCAUCCAAGGUUGAGGACUUUGAUGAUGAAUACUUCAACAUUGAGGAUCACAAUUUGAACUCUUGUAUGUUGCCUGCUAAGGAAUUGUGUGUUGUGAUGACCAAUAAUGGAGUAGACAAACCAAAGAAAUCAAAGGUCAACAGGGAUGUGGACCAAGAAUCAGGACAGAGGAGCACUACAGCAGGUCAAGCAUGUCAACAACUCUGCCAGUGGCACAGCAACUUUGGAUCCACUGCAAUCACUCUUAUUGCUCACCUCCUUGUCUUGGAUCCAGAAAUUGGCAUGCCAUCUCUUACUCAGGACCAGGAACUCUGUUCUAAGCUGUUGGAAGGCUUCACAUUUUUAUAUUCAGACCAAGAUUCUCACAAAUUGGAGAACAUUUUCUGGUCAUACUUUGUAUUAUACCUCCUUGGCCACACACAUCUGCAGCCCUGUGCUGAUUCCCCUGAUGUCCCAAAACUGAAGAUCAGGGAACUGAAAAAUACAGGCAUCAAAGGCACACUAGCCCUUACCUGUGCUGCAUUGCACCAUACUCUUUCCCUGUUCAAAACUGGCAAACUGCAAAUUGAUGCUAAGUACACAUCCUUCAGAAAGGCAGCUAUCAAGAUCCCACUCAAGGUGAACAAGGCAACCAGGAAGGAGUUGUCAGCUGUUUCAGCAUUCUCCAAGCAGAAUUGUGGCCCCUGCACCAGGCAAUAUGCUAUAGCCAUCACUAAGCAUGACAAUGCUGUGCUCCAUAACAUCAUUAUGGGAGCAACUAUGCUCAUUCCAUACAGUAUGAUUGCAUGUCGGAGGGAGGGAGCUUUCAACAUGGGGAGGAUGAUGUCAACAAUUUAA